This is a messenger RNA of Cygnus olor (mute swan), 10085 nucleotides long. RefSeq names its product Bardet-Biedl syndrome 4 (gene BBS4). The coding region runs from base 91 to 1701 and encodes 536 amino acids. The record is from RefSeq and is a predicted model, not a curated record. Gene Ontology annotation, cellular component: ciliary basal body. Gene Ontology annotation, molecular function: protein binding. NCBI's taxonomy places the organism in Eukaryota, Metazoa, Chordata, Aves, Anseriformes, Anatidae. The transcript has 16 exons. Gene Ontology annotation, biological process: protein localization to cilium; cilium assembly.
CGCCGCGCGGCGCCGCCGCCAUGGCGGGCCCGGCGCCGGAACUGGGCCGCGCGGUAACCCCGGCAACGGCGCCGUCUGCCCGCCGCCGCCAUGGCGGAGCCGCAGGGCCGGCCGGUUUCUACAUUGCCAGUGGCUAGACAACCUCCAAAAACCCAUCCUAAGAAAGUGCCAGAGUUACCCGUCCUAGAGAGGAGAAACUGGUACAUCUAUCUGCUCUAUGUUCGCAGAGACUACGACGAGUGUAAGGCUGUCAUCAAAGAGCAGCUCCAGGAGUCUCAUGGAAGGUGUGAAUAUGCUGUCUACGUUCAAGCUUUGAUAUUUCGCUUGGAGGGGAAAAUUCAAGAAUCUCUUGAACUCUUUCAGACAUGUUCCAUUCUGAACCCUCGAAGUGCUGACAACCUCAAGCAGGUGGCACGAUCGCUGUUUCUUUUGGGGAAACACAAGGCAGCCAUUGAAGUGUACAACGAAGCAGCUAAACUCGAUGAAAAGGACUGGGAGAUCAGCCACAACCUGGGGGUGUGCUACAUGUACCUGAAACAUUUCAACAAGGCACGAGACCAGCUAAACAAUGCCCUGGAGCUCAACAGACAUGAUCUGACUUACAAGAUGCUGGGAAAAAUUCACCUCUUGGAGGGGGAGACUGAUAAAGCCAUUGAAGUCUAUAAGAAAGCCAUAGAGUUCUCUCCAGAAAAUACAGACCUCCUUACAAAACUGGGGUUAAUUUAUUUGCAGCUUGGGGAUUACCAGAAGGCUUUUGAACACCUUGGAAAGGCACUUACUUACGACCAAGGCAACUACAAGGCCACCUUGGCGGCUGGCAGCCUGAUGCAGACCCAUGGAGACUUUGAUGUUGCCCUCUCCAAAUACAGGGUGGUGGCCAGCACUGUGCCUGAAAGCCCCCCGCUGUGGAACAAUAUUGGGAUGUGCUUCUUCGGCAAGAAGAAAUAUGUUGCAGCUAUCAGCUGCUUGAAGCGGGCAAACUACCUGGCUCCCUUUGACUGGAAGAUCCUGUACAACUUGGGCUUAGUCCACCUGACGAUGCAGCAGUAUGCGUCGGCUUUUCACUUCCUCAGUGCUGCCAUCAACUUCCAGCCCAAGAUGGGAGAGCUGUACAUGCUCCUCGCAGUUGCUCUGACAAACCUCGAAGACAUUGAGAAUGCAAAACGUUCCUAUGAGCAAGCUGUGGCAUUGGACAAGUGCAAUCCCCUCGUCAACCUGAACUAUGCUGUCCUGCUGUAUAACCAGGGGGACAAGAAGGGAGCCCUCUGCCAGUACCAGGAGAUGGAGAAGAAGGUCAAUGCAGUGAAGGAGAGCAGCACUCUUGACUUUGACCCUGAGAUGGUGGAGGUUGCCCAGAAGAUGGGAGCUGCCCUGCAGGUUGGGGAGAGCCUGCUCUGGACUAAGCCUGCUAAAGAGUCUAAAUCCAAGCAGCGAGCUGCUCCAUCAGGGAAAUCAUCCAGUACUCAGCAGCCCUUGGGCUCUAACCAGGCCCUGGGUCAAGCCAUGUCCUCAGCUGCUGGGUAUGGAAGAAGCAUGCAGCUUCCACCAGGUGCUGGCGCAUCAGCUCCACUUGCAAAGCCUCCCUCGCUGCCCCUGGAACCAGAACUGGGCUCAGAACCGGGCCCUGAGGAGACCGCAGCACCAACAGAGGCCGAGGAACAACGGAAAGAGAAGCGCAAGAGCCGGCAGGCAGCGGACUAGAACGGACUCUGGUUGGCAUGGGCAGGUGUGGGGACAUCUCCAGCGCUGCCUGCUGACCUGUGGGGAAGGGGACCUGCCCUCUCCCCUGACCCACAGUGGCUUCACCCCACCGUCAGUUAGUCUAAAUGCAGUUGUUUUUGGUUAAUGUCUUUAGCACAUGCUCUCUGCCUUGUCCCAAGGAGUAGUUGCAGCGGUCAGAAGUGGUUCCCAUGUAGCUACUGUUAGCGUGGUCGCACCUUACUGCAAGAGACCGGAGGAUGGAGACCCGAUGGGGUUGGAUGUCUUCAGUGUUCAUCUCUAAGUCCUCCAGAAGAGCGCUGAGGCAUCCAGUAAGUUUAGAAAAGCCAGCAGUAGUGACUUAGCAUCCUGGAAAACGAGAACCCAAAGAGGAUCAACCCCUUCUGGUGGCUGAACUUGUAAGCUGAGGAAGCCCUGCACAAGCUGUAGUAAGGUCAGUGGUAGUGCACUCGGAGAAGGGGUGAAGGAAAAACACCAGGGUGAUUACAGAGCUGUGAGCCCGGGGUGGGUCUGGCACAGCCUGGAUCCUGGCAGGGAUGUGCUCGUCACUCCAGUUUCUCGAAGGCAAGACUUCCUAAAUGCUUUCUCAAGGCUGGGCCAAGGAGGUUGCUCAGGCAGGGAGCUGAGCUGGGAGGUCUCAUUCCUUGGCAGGGCCAUGUCGUGGCCAUGGAGUACACGAGCACACCCUUUCUGUAGUGGUGACAGCUGCGUGGCAACUGAGCUGUUUGGUCUUGAGGCAAUCGUUCUGUUAACGUUGCAGCCUGGUGGCAGCACGUGAGUCGGCCAGCCAGCUGAGCCACCUCCUUUAGGACUGUGGUCACACUCUGAUGCCAAGAUCACUCUGUGUAUUUCUUGAAUCCAACAGGAGAAAAUCUAUUUUAAAGCAUGUGUGGUAGCUAACAACCACCAAAGAAAACUGCAGAGCUGGGUGAGAGCAAGGUAGGUGCUCAGGGGCCAGCUAUUCUGGAAGCAGGCUAGCUGCAGCAGCACAAAAGUCUGCCAGAACCAAAUUCCUAAUUGUUUGCCGAGAAACAGGGUGAAUGAGCCUCAGUGAAGCUCUGUGCUCAUGUGAUUGGAGUUCGUCCUUUAGAAUUAGUGUUGCCCAGCAUGGGGGAAAAGAUUGGUUUGCAGGAAAGAAAGAUCCUUUCAGAAAAGGCUUGCCAUGGUCAGCUUCAACACUAAAUUUAAAUUGUUUUAGUAUGACAGCAGCUGUGCUCUGAAUAACUCAGUUAUGCCCUCCUUACAGGAGCAUUCAGGAGAAAUCAUUUCUGCUAGGUUCCAGAAGGCAAAGCAGCCUUUUGGUGAGCGGAGCAAGGAAUUUUAAUGCCCAUGUGAUACUUGAGAUGCUUUGAAAAUGUUUUUAUCCUUGAACAGAAAAACCUUAGCCUUCCUUUCUCUGCUCCUGUCAGUUUUUUGCCCCUGGGAUUUAUCCAGAGCUUGAUACAGGUCCUCAAAGCAACUGGUUUGUGGAAUUAAGGCAGGACCAUCAUACUUUACAUACAGAACCAGUAACUGGGUUAAGUACGUCUGUUUUUUUCCUCUCUCUCCCCUCAGUGUGCAGAGAAGUGCACAGAGCUAACGUUGCUGUGGGACUUCUGAUCCGAGUUCUCUAAGCAGAAUGUCUAGCACUUGCCAAAAGCAGCUGAAGCUUCAGGCUCAGCCUAUUUGCUGGUUGGGCUGCUCAGCUUUUUAAAAUACAUUCCUGCUUUUUGUUCUGCACACCACUGCAUUCUGUCGCUCCGUAAUCAACAAGUCCAAUAGGGCAAGGUUAGUAAUGGAAACUUCUCUGUAGCAACUUGUAGCAGCAGCCUGAGGAAGGCUGUGGAUGCUUUAACAGCCUUCAGUGGUGCUUUCUGGUUAGCUGCUAUUAUCCAGAGUGACGUUAAUGCAUCCUUUAGAGUGCAGCUGGGAACUGAAGUGCUAUCCUGCUCCCCAGGGGCCACUAAAAGAGUAGGAACCCUUCACCUUCUCUCUUUUGAUUGCCAAAACCGCCGGCUUAUCUCAAACAUGGCUUUUUCCACCUCUCCUCUAUGGGCUGGUUUUGAAUUGGUGCAGCCCUGGGGUAGCACUGUGGUGAGGUUUUCAUCAUGCUAGGAGCUGAAGAAAUCACAGGUUCUGUUGUGGAGUGCUGGCAAAUUUAAACAAACCAGACAAGAAGCAGCAUAAACCAGGUACAGUGCAGUGAUUUUAUUCACAUUAAACUUUUUACACUGGAAGUUACUGCAGCAUAACUGUAGCUGUGAGGAAGGGGUUAAGAUUGCAGAGCAAAGGUAGGCAGGGUGUGGGAACUCUUUAUCUCACCCCCAGAACUUUAGUUCAUGACAUUUUUUUCCUGUGGCAAUUGCUUGUUGUAAUCAUUUGGUCUUACCAUGAAGGCUCGCAAGCUGUGGAAGUUGCAGUGACCUGAACAGAGCGCUUACAGGCAAGCAAUCACCAGCACUGCUGAUAGCGGAAGGUUUUCCCUCCAGGUGCUUGAUCCCCUUGUUUUCAUGUCACUAGUUGCUUUCCCCUGCCUUCUGCCAGUUGUACGAAGGGUAAGUUAACUUCAGGACUGCAGCAUUAUGAAACCAACUGGCUAUGUGCAACAGCCCUUGGCCCACAGGUGCUGUGGGAACCAGAACUGCCGAGCAAGAAUCUGAGCAGGCUCUUUUCUCACCCAGUCCCACUGGUGCGACCUGUUAGCUUUUGGGCUGCUGGGCUGCUUUUUAGGGUAAUUGUUAUGUGUCACUACUGAGGGGGUGCUGCAUUCGGAGGUGCUGUCAAGGUAGUUAAAAUACACCUGGUAAAAAGCCUACGCAGAUGAUUAACUCUCCUUCUGUGAAAAGAAACGGUAGCACCUUGUUCUUUCCAGAUUUCAGCGAAGCAGAAGGGAGCUUCACAUCUAAGGAAGUGUUUUUAAAUCUGCAAUUACAGUUGGAUAAUAAAUAAAACUGCAGUUCCUCCUCCCAUCUCCUCUCCUCCUCCUGGGUACUGUGAUGAUAGCAUUUGCAUGCUGUAAAUUUGCAGUAUCUUUAUGGAGAGUUUUUUAUGCUAUCUAAUGAUGAGAAUGAGGCUGGACUGUUCUUUCAACCGAAAUUAAGCAAGGGAGUUUUCAGCAGGACUGUACAAAGUCAUUUAGGGAUUUUGGAAAUCACACCUUAUGUUCUAAAACCUGCUUCUGGCAUCAGCUAUAAUUCUAAUUUUCUGUUUUUUCCCCCUGUAAUUGAAAACUUAAGAUGGAAAGUAAUAAUGAGCUUAAUUUCUAGGGAAGCAGAAACCACCUGCUUUAGGACAUUUUGUUUCCCUUUUCAGGAAAAAAAAGUGUUAUAAUUAACCAGGUUAAAUCAAACUGCUUACAAGGUAGACUGCAGCUUGACUUCGUGACAGGAACAAAUCUAGAAGACAGUUAAAAAAUAAAAGCCUGGGCAGCAAGACCUUGUUUCAGCCAGGAAUAAUUAUCUAUCUGUCCAGCAACUUGCAUUAAACCCAAACAACUCUGGUUCUGAGGUCCCCGAGACAACUGGAUGCUGGCUGAUGCACUGUUACCACGUACUCGCUGGGUUCCUGUAUGCCCUCUUGUUUGCCCGGUUGUGGUCACUGACAGACAAUAAUGGCAAGAGCUUGGGUCCUACUCUAACGUCCUGUUCUUGCAAAAAACACCUAAAAUUUAGACUUCCCUGUUGGGAAGUGGCAAAGCCUUUUCUACAGAGGCAGACAAACCUCAGUGCUGAAUGAAGAAAAAUGAGCCUUGUUAAAAUAAUAAGCUCCACACCUAUAUACGCUACAAGAAAGCACAUAAUAUUACAAGUACUUCAUUUGUCAAGACUGGUUUCUGUAACAGAAAACAGCUGUGCUACAAAUAAAGCUGUACCACUCUCUCAAACUAAACUGCACACAAAAAAAAUCAGUGUUUUCUGCAGGGGUUCUUUAUGAAAGAUGCAGGUGAGAUUUGAAUCCAGUUUUAACCAGGCUGCACUGUACAAGGAGCAGCUUUCCUGAGACAUUCACAGGUGAGGUUUUUUCAGGAUUUUGUUGUUGUUGUUUCCUCCACUUGCAUUUUAAUGAGAUUAUUCACCCUUAGCUGCCAGUAUUUGUAUUCUUCAGCUGCUAUGAGCUCAGCAAAGGCUGAUACCAGGUUCAGUUUUCAAAGCGACAGUGAGCCGUUUGGAACCUAUGCCUUUCCUAGCUUCUGGCACAGGAGGGAAUGGCUGUGCAUGCUAUUUCCAACCUGUGUUUGUUCCCCUUGCUGAAAGGACAUCCUACCACAAGAGUCUGGACCAAUAACUCCCUGAGAAUUCAGUCUGGUCAGGGCGUAGGAUCCACCUGAGAUUAUUAUGCAAGAAACUGCUCCAUCUGCUGUGGAACAGAGCUUCAUCUGGCAUCUCUGACCAGACAGGAGAGCAGUCACUCCUGGGUCUACAACAAAGUUUGGCUAAAGAGCUCAACAGACUCAGUGACACUGAGGAAAACAGUCCUGAGGGCUGAGAGCAGACCGGGGGGUAAAGAGAACGCGUUGCAAAUAGGUUUGCUCUGCCUCUUAGCAUCCAAAUUUUAAAAACAAAGAGCAAAGACAAACUUCAGCAUUCCCAUUUCUCUAAUAUCCUCAUUGCUGCCUGAAUGUGGAACGUGAGAUGAUAGUUGUUGUGCCUUCUGUUCUAGCAGGUUUUAACCAAUGAGUCUAUAGACGUAUUUAUUUAUUUCCCCUCCAAAUGAAACUACUACUUUGCUGUGAUCACAGGUUUAAAACCUAACUGUAUGCUUUUACCAAAACACGAAUUGCACUAGAGAACAGCACAGUUAAUAUGGGUUGAAACGUUCACUUUCAAUGCAGAACAUAACAACCCAACUAAUGCUAUAAAAAUGUAAAUUUGGUAUUUACUCCGUUUUUAUACUGUUCUUUCAAAUGUACUCAUCAACUCGAUGAGUUUCCUUACACCAGAAAUAGUAACACACAUGGUGUGACAGGAAUGCUUGCCGGGACUGCUCCAGAACAGAUUGCUCGAGCACGUGUGCCCGCAGCCAGUGCUGGGUACCGGUGCAGGCAACAUAGCUGCUCACUAGUCCACACCAUCAGCUUCUACCUAGCUGCAAGCUCCAGCAAGGAGCACAACAGCACAACGUCUGAAGAGCUUUUGGGGUAACUGCAAUGCUGUAUGUGUCCCUGGACCCUUCUCACAGAAGCUGUCCCCUGGUUUUUAUUUUCACUUCCCAGCGCGUGGCUGCAAAGAUCACCCUGCUGUGGCACAUCUUUCCUGCUGAUUCAGUCCAGGAUUACAGAGUAAGAAAAAAGCCAGCCACCAGUAGCACCAGCAGACUUCACAGCUUAAGAUCUCCUUUUAUUUAUGUUGUUGUUAUUGGUAGGUGGCUACAAAAAGCCACCACCACUGCCUUAGGCUAGCCUGUCUUAAAAUAAAUGUGGUCAGAAAAUACCUGAUGGCAAAGAUGUACACACUGCUGGCAUUGUCCAUUAGUUUCUGGAGGCGGAUCUGUCCCUGCUGCUAUCCAAGCCUGGGAUUCCAGUAGCUGAGAAGUGGAGCUGUGCUCUACAGGAAGCUCUAACCAUAUUCGAGCAGUUGAUGUGGACUUUGCUAGAGACAAGGCAUAAAAGCUAAGGGAGAAAACUUCAACAUCAUUUCUGUAAGAGGAACUCACACAAAAGAGCAAACGUAACCAGAUCUUACUUAGUACAACAGGAGAUAACCAAGAAACACAAAAGUAAAGAAAAUCAAGUAAUUCCUUAGCAGUGCUGUGAAACAUCAAAGAGCAUUUAAACUGGAAAGAGUGGGGUUUGGGAUAGGUUCUUCCUUGGCCAGGCAGCAACCACAUGGCACCAUGGGCACAGUGGAGAAGCAACGUCCCUGCUGGGGGACGUUGAACCUUCCUGAGCUUCACACGCCUCAGCUAACCUGCCACCUGGCCUUCACAAGGCAACGUCAUGGAACAUGUCAGCACAUUUCAUUUGAAGGAAGAUGGGAACCACUGCUUGGUUUUAGUCAAGGGUAAGUUAAGAAAAAAAAAACAAAAAACAAAACCAAAUGGCUGCACUGGCUACAGGCACUCAGAGGUGGAAAUACCAACAUGCACAAGUUCUAUCAGGUGGAGAGCCACUGACUUACUGCCACAGCGAUGAGCUCAUGUAUUGCAUCUUCAGCAAACUAUGUGCGAAUAAACAUUUCCAGGGCAUUUCCAAAGGAAACCCUUCUGCUGGGGAGUAUGAGGCUAGCUGAGGUUUGAGUCAGCCAUCACUGUGGAUUUCAAGGUAUGAGGAGGGCAUGAGAACAGAAAGAGAGGGUAAGGGGGCACUCUCAAGACUGGUUUUGACACUUGGGUAUUAUCGCAACUUUUCUGUUUUUUCAUGGUGAACAGCAGUCUAGAUUUUUAGUAAUCAAGUAGGUAAAUUUGUGAAUAAUCUCUUGCCUACCAAGGACUUUAGGAUUUUACAAGAAAAAACAACCACAUGCAUGCACAGAUCACAGGACCCCUUUCUAAGCAUUAAGUACUCAUAAGAAAACUGGACACAGCCUUUCAGAUGUGCUCCAGCUGUUUUUCAUGGGAAAAAAAAUAAAAAAAACAAAGCCCCAAGAACUAAAAGCAACAGUACUGCAAUGGGGAUAGUAAAAAUAGGGGUAAAAACUGGGGGACAAGUUCCAACCCCCCAGUUGAAAUACCCCCCAGUAUUUCACUAUUUUAUUUUUUUCUGUACAGACUAAAAAACCAGUCUAGUUCCAUUUCUGUUGUUCAGCGAGAUCUGUUCAAGCAGCUUUCCUUUGUAGUCUCUGUUGCUGCUGUGCAGAGGUGUGGGACAAGCAGGGCUUCAGGAGUCUGCAAGCCUUGCUGUAAUUAAGUUUGGGAGGCAGAGGGAAGUUAAGCAGAUCAAAUUCACAGCAUGUGAAACGUGAAGUGCAGACAGGCUGCCAUUCGAUUCAGUUUUAUUAUCAUAUAGAUUGUUUCAAAACUUAAUCAGGGAUACCGAGGGCCUAUCUGAUUAACGGGUCAUGCUUGUUACGAAUUACCCUUGGUAAGUGAAUCUGGUGACCAGGCGAGCUGGCAGCGAGAUGCCUGAUCAAAGCACAUACUCGGGCAGAGCUGCAGCCUCGCCAGGCUCGCAGCACACCAACCGCAGGCCAAAGGCGAGGCAGAAACGCUACCUGCUGAGAAGGAACAGAGCAACAGGAAGAAGUUCAGAGUCAUUGCUUCAUGGUUAGGUUUUUUAGGCCCAGAUGAAUUCUUAAGCAAUAACUGCGUUUUUCAUACUUACUUACAGCAGUUAUUUAUUCAAAUUAGUUUUUAAAAAGAGGCUGAAUUUAAGCCUGUAACAUUCGUUUUAGUGUAAGCAUGCCUUACCCUUGGGACAAGUUCUGAUGGCGCAGUUACCUGAUUUUCAAUGGCCAAAAGACAAUCACAGCCCAACUGGCCUCGUAUCUCAGCAAACGCUUUUGGAAGAGAGAAGGGAAACAGAGCAGCAGGACUAUUGCUCAUGACAGCUUGUGUGUAUUUAGUUUUGUUUCAUUUCCAACCCGAGAAUCCACACAGCUUGGCCCAACGUCAGGAAAGUGGGACCUAUCGUAAGCAAAGGAUUACUUCUCCAGCUGGCAGGAUGCGUGGCCACUGGUGGUCCCAGCGGUGUUGUAGCAGAAGGCUCUGAUCAAAGGUUGCAAAUAACCCCGCUAAUGGCCUCAGACCUUUUAGAUGGCUGAAAGGAGAAAUUUUUUAUUUAUUUUUUCUGUAGGAAGACUAAACCAGAACUCUAAGUUCCAUGCUACAAUUUAUAAAUUAAAACAAAACAAAACACCAACAAAGAAUAGAAAGCCUUUCAGUCUUAAGAAAAUCCUGCAUUGAGACAAAUACUGAGACUCAGUGGAAGACCAGGAUGGGAUAAACUACAGGAAAGAACAGUGCUGCCUGUAUUUCUCCUCUGGUGCAACACGUAAGACUUUUCUCAGAGGGAAAGGAGAAGUUAAAUACACGUUGACAGACAGUAUUUUGUGUUGAGUCAGUACAAGUUACAACAGCUGUCUAUUUUUAUCCUUACAGAGCAUUCACAAUGGCGUUUUCCAACAGGAGAACAUCACUGACGGCAAUGUGAUAGCCCUACUGAAAGAGAUCAGGCCAGCCUAAUUGGUAAUAUUCUCUCCUCCCUGCUGCUGAGAUGCAAAGACUGACCAAAAGUGAACCCUACAAAUUCUGGUACAGUGCAGACUUGCAUAGACACGCUGAUUGCAUUUAAUUCAGUUACACUGAAAAAAAAAAAAAAGUGUAUGAUUGCUAUGGGAAUGGGCUUGAAGAUCCUGGAAACGAUCAGAGACAAAACCAUGCUGGAAAAGAGACAAAAGAACGCUGGUGCUGUGCAAUCAAUGGUGUGCCACUACCAAGAGGUAAAAAAUACA